Molecule: messenger RNA, 918 nt
Organism: Cryptomeria japonica (Japanese cedar)
Lineage: Eukaryota; Viridiplantae; Streptophyta; Pinopsida; Cupressales; Cupressaceae
Exons: 2
Coding region: 1-918 (305 amino acids)
Source: RefSeq, a predicted model, not a curated record
AUGAAGGGUUACAGUAAAGCUCUGACGAUGAGAUUCUGCAACUCUUGGCAGAAUGGUGUUGUGACUAUUGGGAGGAUUUCCUUCUUUGUUACGGCGGAUUUCAUCGUGGAAGCCACUGGUUUUCCAAAUGAUGGUGAACAGGUGGAAAGAUGUAGUAGUGGAGACUACAAAGGGUUUAUGAAAAAAUUAUUUGAGAAGGGGGAGAAACAAAGCCUCAAUAGUUUGUCCCCUACACUUGGAAAUGAGGAAAACUCUCAGAAAAAUUAUGGUAAGUCCUCCAACCUUGGGCUAGCUAACCCAAUAUCUCAGUGCUCACUUGUCUCCACCUCCUCAACUGAGAAUAUAGGAAAACAUACCCUUGUUAUUGUGGAUAAAGAGUCUCUAGAACUUUCCCUGUUAAAUGUGAACCCUAAUAAGAGAAAGCUAGAAACCCUCAAGAAAUCCCCGAUUAAAGCUAAAAAUACCAACAAAGAGUCAGCUAGUAAAAGUAUCACCAUAGAUCUAGACCUGGACUAUCAGGAAGAUGGGGAGGAAAAACCUUUAGAGAUGGAAAUAAUUGAUUGCAGUUCUAGGGAAAGGAGCUUGGAUAGGCUCCGGGCUAAGGAAAGAAAAGAGGAAAUUAAAAAAGAUGAUAACCAGGCCAAUGUUAAAAAUCUGGAGGAAAUUUAUGAUCUAGAGGAGGAGGAUAACUCUGUUGACAAUACUGAGGAUGAGGAUUUCCAUGAGGAGGAGGAUGACCCCGAAGAGAAUUUGAAAGAGAAAAUAGAAGAAGAGGAAGAUGGGGAUGAGAUCAGGGAGACCGAGGCAAAAUCGGAUAUUGCGGAACAUAGCCCUGAGGUCCCUAAUUUGUUAGGUGAUGAGAAGAUGGUCCCCUAUUCGAAGACUCCCCUUCUAAGACAGACAACAACAAGAAUCUAG